UGUGUAUGUAUGUAGACACACGGGGCAAAGUUUACUGCCCACUCUGGAUUUCACAGCGUAUCUCUCCGUCAGAGCACGCAGACGGGCUCCAGCAGAGACAGCAGCGUGUCAGCGGGCUGUGCGCAGCAUGUAGUCGCUGUGUGGUGGAUACAUUCUGUCAGCUUUGUGCAUCACAGGUGUUCUCCUACCUGUUCUCACUCUGCCCCUCUCUACACGGACCCGUCUGCCUGUGACCCGCCACCAUGGGGGGAAAUCUGGGCUGUCAUCGCUCCAUCCCCAGGGACCCCACUGACCUCAGCUGCGGGAAGCGCAAAUUCAGUGCGGCAUGCAAUUUCAGCAACAUCCUGGUCAACCAUGAGCGGCUCAACAUAAACACGGCCACCGAGGAGGAGCUCAUGACUCUGCCGGGAGUCAACCGCACUGUUGCGCAGAACAUCGUGGAGUACCGGGACUGCAUCGGCGGCUUCAAAAAGGUGGAGGACCUCGCUCUGGUGAGUGGGAUCGGAGCCACCAAGCUGGAGGCGAUCAAGUUGGAAAUCUGCGUCUCCUCCAGGACCAACUCGUCCCAGCAUUCGCCAUCGUCGUUGCGCAAAGACCUUGACCAUCAGUCCUGCACCGGCAUCAACAUCAACACAGCCACCGCGGCGCAGCUUUUGAGUAUCCGGGGCCUGACGGAGAAAAUAGUCAAGAACAUAGUGUCCUACAGGACAGAGCACGGCCCGUUCAGGAACAUCGAGGACUUGGUGAGGGUCAAUCAGAUCAACAGCUCACUCCUGGACAAAAUCCGCUUCCAGGUGUACGUGGAGCGCUCCAGGGCGCCCUCAACCAACACCAACGGAGGACUGACCAGUACCACAAAGUCCCAACCGAGCCCCACUUCUUUCAGUCUCCAAAGUGACGACCUCGAGCUCCCUCCGGGUGGUCCCGCACAGAUCAUCUCUGUGCGACCGAACGUGGAGCCGCCGCUCGGGUUGCGGGACGGGAAGCCCGUGGUGCGCCUGGCGACGUGGAGCCUGCAGGGCUGCUCCUGCGAGAAGGCCAACAACCCGGGGGUCAGGGAGGUGGUGUGCAUGACCCUGCUGGAGAAUGACAUCAAGAUAUUGGCAGUACAGGACCUACUGGAGCGGGAGGCUCUGGAUAAGUUCUGUGUGGAGUUAAACCAAGGGAUACUGGCCAGUGUACGGAAGUGGAAAUGUCCCAAGGGUGUGUGGAAAAGUAUUGUGUCUGAAAAGCCCACUGGAUGCUCCAGCAAGGGAGUAAGUUUCUCUGGCUUUCUGUGGGACAGCUCGUCUGGAAUCGAUCUGAAGGAUGCUGUGGUCCUGGACCGUCCUGUUGUCAACGGCAACGGAAAUAAUGCACACCCUCAGCUGUACAUGGCUCACUUUUUAGUUGGUUCUGUGGAGCUGACGGUGGUGAACGUCCAAAUGCAGAGCACAACCUCAGCAGGAGAGUCCAACAGUAAAAACCACCAGUCAGGAGAAGACAAAGGUCAGCACCUCUGUCUCAGCUUUCAGGAAACGCUCAAAGGGGAGAAGGAGUUGGUUGUCCUGGGAGACUUUGGCUCCUCUCCACAGAGCACUGAGUUCGACAUACUGAGGAAGGAGAAGCUCUGUGCCUUAGUACCUUCCAACCAGUUCACCAACAUCAGCACCCGCUGUCCUCAGGGCACCCUCUGCCUGGACAACAUCUGGAUCAGCCGCUCUCUCAAGAAGAUCUACUCAGGUCACUGCAUGGUAGUGCGCGAGGGCUUGACUAAUCCCUGGAUCCCAGAUAACUGGUCAUGGGGUGGCAUGGCAUCGGAUCACUGCCCGGUGGUGGCUGAGUUUUACGCCGACCUGUCUUCUAAGGAAAUGAACAGACCUGCCAUGGCAGUGGUGGACAGAGGAGACACGAUGUCCAAACAUGAGCGAUGACAGUAGUUACAGUGAAGAGGGCAGGUGGGCCUCCAUGGAUCCUGCUGGAGCAGAGUUUCCCCAUGAAUGUGAAGAAGUGCAGAGAGGCCUUCUGGGUUUCAAUAUCUAUUGUAGUAACUAAUGAGUCAUUAAGCCAUAAAAAUGUUCAAAUAUAUAUAGACAAUGUACUUUAAAAAGAAAUGUGCCAAACAUUUUCUAUGUGUAAAUAAAAUAAAGAGAAAAUAUUAGAUCUUUA
Molecule: messenger RNA, 2148 nt
Organism: Girardinichthys multiradiatus
Lineage: Eukaryota; Metazoa; Chordata; Actinopteri; Cyprinodontiformes; Goodeidae
Gene: eepd1
Product: endonuclease/exonuclease/phosphatase family domain containing 1
Exons: 7
Coding region: 243-1913 (556 amino acids)
Biological process (GO): DNA repair
Cellular component (GO): plasma membrane
Molecular function (GO): DNA binding
Source: RefSeq, a predicted model, not a curated record